UAUAUACGAGUAUAUAUAUACUAACUAGUAUAGUCCCCAAACUCAAUUCCGUGCGCAUCCACACUACUCCCAUUUCAACUCUCUCCUCUCCCUCUUUCUCUCUCUAUAAUAUAUAUAUAUAUAUAUAUAUAUAUAUAAAUGAUGACGACACCAGAUGAGUCCUCAGCUUUAGAACUCAUACGCCGACACCUUCUAGGAGACUUCAACUCCACAGAAUCAUUCAUCAACAGCCUCCCUCUUUGCACCUCCUCCUCCUACUUCAAACCCGUUAACUCCUCCGAAAAAUCGGGCCCUUCGCCCUCCGAGUCCGAUUCCAACUCCAACGUUUCUGACCCGAAACACACUGGAUCAUACAAUUCAGACAACGAGAUGGCAACAUCAGAUUUCACGGAAACCGAAACGACGCCCCGAACCAUCGACUUAACUACGCCGAAACCCGAACCUUUCAUUUCGGAUCAAAGCACGAACUUCGAUGUCCGCAAAUUCUCGCUGUUACAGACGUCUCCGCCGGAACAGGGUAAACCCGAUUCGCAAUACGACGGGUCGAGCCGGGUAUCGUCGGAAUCGGCCGCACCGAUGAUGAGGCAGUACAGAGGAGUUCGGAGGCGGCCGUGGGGGAAAUUUGCGGCGGAGAUCCGAGAUCCGAACCGGAAGGGCUCUCGGGUCUGGCUAGGGACGUUCGACACAGAUGUUGAUGCAGCGAGAGCGUACGACUGUGCGGCGUUCAAGAUGAGGGGAAGCAAAGCGAUACUGAACUUUCCGCUGGACGCCGGGGAGUCUGACCCACCGGUGAACACUGGCCGGAAGAAGCGGAGAGUAGACAUCGGAGUAACCUGAAUCGUGGGUGAUGGUGACGGCGUACUUAACGUCACCUACACCGUCGCCGCUAUCUUUGAUCUAGGCAGGUGUUAAAUGAUUGGCAGUUAAAUAUGGAUACUAUUGCUUGCACUACUACCAGGGGCCCAAAUUAAGGGAAGUAUAAUCCGAAAUAUUUAGGGUGAAUAUUUAUUAGUGUGUAAAGUUUUCGAUAUUUAUUUGUACCGGGAAAAAAUGUUUUCGGUAUAUAUAUAUUAUCAAGCCUGUUGUAUUGUACAUAAAAACAAUAUUGUGACUUUUGAGUUCAAUGAAGUUGCUUAAUUGCUUUUAUUAA
Molecule: messenger RNA, 1150 nt
Organism: Cornus florida
Lineage: Eukaryota; Viridiplantae; Streptophyta; Magnoliopsida; Cornales; Cornaceae
Product: ethylene-responsive transcription factor ERF107-like
Exons: 1
Coding region: 139-837 (232 amino acids)
Biological process (GO): ethylene-activated signaling pathway; regulation of DNA-templated transcription
Molecular function (GO): DNA-binding transcription factor activity; DNA binding
Source: RefSeq, a predicted model, not a curated record